Molecule: messenger RNA, 1852 nt
Organism: Salvelinus namaycush (lake trout)
Lineage: Eukaryota; Metazoa; Chordata; Actinopteri; Salmoniformes; Salmonidae
Product: tripartite motif-containing protein 46-like
Exons: 10
Molecular function (GO): protein binding; zinc ion binding
Source: RefSeq, a predicted model, not a curated record
GAUAGCCUAUACCUAGGCUACAUAUGGUUGAUUGACCAAGCUUUUAACAUUUUUCUUUAUUCACCCUAGGACAACAUAUUUGAAUAUAUUACUAGGCCUAGGCUACGAUUGUGAAUUUGACAGACGCAUCAACAUUCGCAACAUCAACAUGACAGACGCAUCUACAUUCAACAUCAACACCGCGUUUUGAUCCUAAAGGAUGGCUGAAGCAGAACUACAGGCGUUUACGUCUAUGAUGGACGCACUCGUUCAAAUCAGCUCUAACAUAAAGAGUAUGGAGCGGGAGCUGCAUUGCCCGGUGUGUACUGAGAUGGUGAAGCAGCCCAUCAUCCUGCCGUGCCAGCACAGUGUGUGUCUGCUGUGUGCUGCUGAGGUGUUAAUCCAGAGAGGAUACCCUCCCCCAGACCUCCCCCCAGAGCCCAACUCCCCGGCUGCAUCCCCCAACACACGCUCCCCGCGCGGGGCACGCAGACCCCCGCCCAAGACCACCGACCGCCUGGACCGCGUCCUCAGACCAGGUUUUGGGACAUACCCCGGGCGUCGUCGUAAGGACAUGUCUCCUGCCCCCAUGCUGUUCCCCUGUCCGUCCUGUCACAAGGAGGUGGAGCUGGGGGAGAGAGGACUGACCGAUUGCCUCAGGAAUCUCACCUUGGAACGCAUCGUAGAGAGGUACAGACACACAGUGAGCCUGGGCAGCGUGGCUAUAAUGUGUGGCUUCUGUAAGGCUCCUCAAUCCUUGGAGGCCACUAAGGGCUGUGCUGACUGCAGGUCCAACUUCUGCAACGAGUGUUUCAAGCUCUACCACCCCUGGGGUACGCUCCGCUCCCAGCACGAACACAUACUGCCCACCAACAACUUCAGACCCAAGGUCCUAACGUGUCUGGAGCAUGAGCAGGAGAGGUUGUUGUGGUACUGUCGCUCCUGCCAGAUGCUACUGUGUCCUCUAUGUAAGCUCCGCAGAGUCCACCACGGCCACAAGGUGGCGCCCAUCGCACAGGCCUGCCAGGCACUAAAGGACAAAAUCACCAAGGAGAUCAACUACAUUCUGGCCAAUCAGGACACAGUAAAGGCUCAGAUAACUCAGCUGGAGAGUGCCGUCACACAUAUGGAGUUGAACAGUGUGUUGGCGAGGGAGCAGUUGUCUCAGUCUGUGAGGGAGCUGGGGGCGUCUCUAGCUGAGCGACAGGGAGCGUUGACCCUGGCCCUGGAGGGGGCCCGGCUGAGGAGGGGGGAGGCCCUGUCGGCCCAGGUGUCUGAGAGGAGGGGUCUGCAGGAGGACGGCGGGUUAAUGGCCUACACACAGGAGCUGCUCAAAGAGACCGACCAACCCUGCUUCGUACAGGCCGCACGAAUCACCCACAACAGGCUGGUGAAAGCGAUAGAGAAUCUGCAGUGUUUCUCUCUCUCGGCUGAUCCCUCCUUCAGACACUUCCACAUGGACGCCUCCAGAGAAGUGAAACUCAUCAGCAACAUGGAAUACAUAAGAGCCCCAUUGGCUCCUGUGAUUGACACUCAGCGGACGCUGGCCUAUGACCAGCUGUUCCUGUGCUGGCGACUCCCCCAGGACUCCGCCCCUGCCUGGCACUUCUCUGUCGAGUUCCAGCGGCGAAUGGGAUUGACCGAGGCAGGCUGGGGAGGAGAGGUCAGAAGUCCCAAUGCUCCAGUGGCGUGGCAACGCCUGGAGGAGGUGGGCGGGACUAGUGCUGUGAUUGACCGGCUGGAGAUGGACAGUGUGUACGUGUUAAGGGUGAAAGGAAGCAAUAAGGCAGGGUUUGGAGAGUACAGCGAAGAGGUUUACCUGCACACACCACCCGCACCAGCUCCACGCCCCGGCCCUCUCUCCAUCCCCCAU